AUGUCUGAUCAAGAACAACAACAACAACAAUCAACUCCAGUUGAACCAUCUCCAGUCUCUGACUCUGUUCCAGCUGUCGUUGAUCAAUCAGUCGUUAUCGAUGCUGAGCAACAACAACAACAACAACAACAAGCUCCACUUGAAGGUGGUGUUGAAGGUGACGAUCAACAACAACUUGAUCAACAACAACUUGAUCAACAACAACACGCUGCCAACCCAGCUUCUGCUAUCGAAGGUGGUCGUGAAGUAUCUAAUAAAAUCUUAUAUGUGGGUAAUUUACAUAGUGCAUUAACUGAAGAUAAUUUACGUGAAUUAUUCUUAGUGGCUGGUCCAAUUCAAACCAUUAAAAUUUUAAAUGAUAAAAAUAAACCCGGUUUUAAUUAUGCAUUUGUUGAAUUUGAAAAUACACAAAUUGCUGAUGUUGCUUUAAGAUCUUUCAAUGGUCAUAUUUUAAAUAAUGUUGAACUUAAGAUUAAUUGGGCUUAUCAAUCAUCAAAUGUGGUUAAUAAUAAUCUUUCUGAAAAUGAUGAACCUGUAUUUAAUAUUUUCGUGGGUGAUUUAUCUCCUGAAGUUGAUGAUGAAGCUUUAAAGAAUGCUUUUGUUAAAUUUAAUUCAUUAAAGCAAGCUCAUGUUAUGUGGGAUAUGCAAACUUCAAGAUCAAGAGGUUAUGGUUUUGUUACUUUUUCAAUUGAAUCAGAUGCUGAAUUAGCUUUACAAACUAUGAAUGGUGAAUGGUUAAAUGGUAGAGCUAUUAGAUGUAAUUGGGCUUCUCAUAAACAACUUCAUAAUAAUCAAAAUCAAUCUCAAAAUUUUAGACAUAAUAAUAAUCAUAAUAAUUUAAAUAAUCGUCAUAAUAAUAAUUUACAUCAACAUCAUAAUAAUCAUCAUAAUAAUAACAAUAACAAUAGAUUACCGAAUAAUCAACAAUUUAGACCCUUUAAUGGAAACGUUAAUAACAACAACAAUAAUAAUAAUGGUAUUUUACCUCCUCAACUUAUUGGUGGUAUUCCUCAACAACAACAGCAACAACAACAAUUGAAUAAUUCAUUAGCUCCAAAUGGGGGUAAUGCUGGUGGAAUCCCACCUCCUCCUCAAUUCCAACAAAAUAAUAAUGGUUUACCUCCUCCACCUCAACAACAACAGCAACAACAACAACAAGUUCAAGCUGGAAAUUUAAAUCCAAGUCUUUCCGCCAAUGGUGAACUUAACAAUGGUAAUGCUGGUAAUAAUAAUGGUAAUAAUAAUGUUCCAGUUAUGUCUCCUCAAUCUUAUGAUAUAGUUUUAAGACAAACUCCAUCAUGGCAAACCACUGUUUAUUUGGGAAAUAUUGCUCAUUUUACUCAACAAAAUGAUAUUAUUCCAUUAGUGCAAAAUUUCGGAUAUAUUGUUGAUUUCAAAUUCCAUCCUGAAAGAGGAUGUGCUUUUGUUAAAUAUGAUAGUCAUGAACGUGCUGCCUUAGCCAUUGUUCAAUUGGCUGGAUUCAACGUUAAUGGUCGUCCAUUGAAAUGUGGUUGGGGUAAAGAUAGACCUCCAAUGGGUCAUGGUCAAUUCCAAAACUUUGUUAGAGGUGUUCCACCACCAAAUAUGUAUGGUCAAGGUAGACCAUAA
Molecule: messenger RNA, 1608 nt
Organism: Scheffersomyces coipomensis
Lineage: Eukaryota; Fungi; Ascomycota; Pichiomycetes; Serinales; Debaryomycetaceae
Exons: 1
Coding region: 1-1608 (535 amino acids)
Molecular function (GO): mRNA binding
Source: RefSeq, a predicted model, not a curated record